Molecule: messenger RNA, 542 nt
Organism: Physeter macrocephalus (sperm whale)
Lineage: Eukaryota; Metazoa; Chordata; Mammalia; Artiodactyla; Physeteridae
Gene: FXYD3
Product: FXYD domain containing ion transport regulator 3
Exons: 8
Coding region: 168-434 (88 amino acids)
Biological process (GO): regulation of sodium ion transmembrane transporter activity
Cellular component (GO): membrane
Molecular function (GO): sodium channel regulator activity
Source: RefSeq, a predicted model, not a curated record
CCUGAGCUUUAGGGAGUCAGACUAGUUCUCUACCUGCCCAGGUUUGCUUAGGGCGUGGAGGCUGCGGAUAAAGGCAGGACUCAGGCUAAGCAGCCCCGCUGUCUCCCGGAACCUGAACCUCCGCGCAGCCUGUGGAGCACGCAGAUCCCUCCAGCCAGCUCUCCGACAUGCAAGAGGUGGCCCUGAGCCUGCUCGUCCUCCUGGCAGGCCUGCCUGUCUUGGAUGCCAACGACCCGGAAGAUAAAAACAGUCCUUUCUACUAUGACUGGUUCAGACUCCGCGUCGGCGGGCUCAUCUUCGCAGCGGUUCUGUGUGCCAUGGGCAUCGUCGUCCUCAUGAGUGGGAAAUGCAAAUGCAAGUUCAGCCGGAAGCCCUGCCACCAUCCAGGGGAUGCCCCACCUCUCAUCACUUCAGGCUCUGCCCAUAACUGUUGAGGAUGGAUCAGCUGAAAGAGCACCGAGGGUCACUCUUUCCCCAAGUCCUGGCUCUGCACAGGAGCCUAAACUCCAGGAUGGAAUUCUCAGACCACCUGGCCAGAGCUC